Molecule: messenger RNA, 4564 nt
Organism: Homarus americanus (American lobster)
Lineage: Eukaryota; Metazoa; Arthropoda; Malacostraca; Decapoda; Nephropidae
Exons: 3
Coding region: 430-3975 (1181 amino acids)
Biological process (GO): regulation of DNA-templated transcription
Molecular function (GO): zinc ion binding
Source: RefSeq, a predicted model, not a curated record
AUAUGCACACUUAACAUUCAUUGAUGUAAGCUCAUAGUCUUGGUGCAUCUCCGUGGGGUACUUAUAAACAUUUCCUAGAGAGCAAGACAAGGUUUUGAUGUAGCACGAUCAAGAUUGCUCUAGGAUAUAUUUCUGACGACAGCAGAAAUGAUAAGUAAACCCGUGAUAACGAUCCAAGUAUAAUUUUGCUUAAGUAAGGUUUCCAGUUGCGUGCAAUCGUGUUGCCAACGUUCAAUAAAGAGCUAUGGUGUUCGUGGUAGUUUUCUAACUUUAUAUUUUAAUUUAGAGCACUGAAAGAAACCAUUUAACUACUCUACCUAACAUCCACAGCCAUAACUCCUUGCGGAAAUAAGGAAGUUGCAUACUAUAUUAAAAGACAAUGACGUAGAAUGCCCAUGGAAUUCCAGACAUAAACCCAUCAAUACUAUAAUGACCAAGACUCUAGCCACGGCAGCUGGUGAUGCAUCAAACACUGCAGCAUCAACUAAUAUCAGUACAAGGAGAGCUAAUGUACAACGUGGAGGUGGAAAACGAACAUCUACAGAGGAUCAGUCUGCUCGAGGAACUCUUGGUGAAAUGAGUAGUAACAAGCUACAAGUCCAUGUUGAUUCUGAUAAAUGUUCUCUCACUAUUGAUAUGGAUAGUACCACACAAGAGAGGGGUGCCUAUGUAAAUUUUGUAUGCCCUCAGAUUGAAACCUCAAAAAUUAUAAUGUAUGCCCCAAAAGAUUCUGUCAGUUGUAAUUCAACACACAAAAUAAUUCCAUCAAGAAAUCAAAUAAAAGAAUGCUUGGCCAAUAUGACAGCAUUAAAAAACCAGACUAAUCUUGAACAUGCAGCUGUCUUAGAAUUUGGUAUUUUUGAUAGUUAUGACUUAAGUCAGUGCUUAGAUGUACACAAGAAAAUAGAGACCAAAAAAGCUGUUUUAGAAGAAAUCAAUUGGAUUGAACCUGAUUUACUAAUUGAUUCACAAAAUAAAGUAUGUCCUGGGAGAAUAAAAGAAUUUAAAAAUUUGAUACACGGUUACAGAUCUGUAGAUUUUAUAAGAAAAUAUGAGGACAUUUUGACUGAAGAUUUAGCAACACUUACUUGUGAUAGAGAUAUUACUGAUGGUGUGAUUAGCAAUUUUUGUCAUAUUUUAGGUAAGCAAGUUGGCCAAAAAAUUUACUACAUCAAUGCUAGUUAUAUAACACACACACAACAAAUGGCUAAUAAGAUAAUAAACCAUUUCAGGCAGCAACGCUUGUCCAUUGCUGACAUAAAGAUUUGUUUUGUAGUCCAUAUGGGUAAGUUCCCAUUUCCUGAUUGUUCUGAGACAUUUAUUGGCCAACUAGAAGUAAAUGGUAGUGUAUAUACAGCAGAACAUUUCUCAUUUGCUUAUUACAGCACUGAAACCAAUGAAGUUAUAUAUGCAGAUUCCUUGGGUUGGCCAGCUCCAGCUACAUUUUUGAAUAUGGCUAAAGAAUUGGCUUUGCAUAUUAAUAAUGAUGUUGAUACACCCACCCUUAGGUAUAUACAUAACCCAGCCUCUGUUGGGGAAAAUGUUGCUCAUGAAUGUGAUCACCAGUGCUGUAAAGAUUACCCACUUCAGAGCUGUUCUUCAGCAUGUGGCAUAGCGGUCAUUAUAGGCUUAAGUUUAAUCUCAUUAGACAGUGAAUAUUUUCAGAAAUUAUUGGCACAAGAGAAUAUCCCAGAACUUCAGUACCUAAGUAAUAUAUCACAAUUUUCUAGAUAUUUAAGACAUAUUUUGAUGGACUGGUUUGUUUCUGGUAGAAUUGAUGUGAAUAUGUUGUAUCUGACUGAAAUUAAGACAGUAAGAACAAUUGAUGAUACAAAUGAGUAUGAGCACAGUACUGUUAUUUAUGAAACAAAGCCAGUGAACAGGAUGUCUUUUAGUGACUAUGGUAACGAUGGUGAAGAUUAUGAAGAAAUUCAAUAUAAAUUUAAAGAAGAAAAUAGUGUACACAGUGCCAAUUAUGGCACAGUUCAUGCAGCUACGUCAAAUACUAAUUUUGCUUCCAAAAUAAAAAUGACACGUUCUAUGAGAAAAUGUAAUUCCAGGUCCAAGUAUAAUGUAGAUACAUCACAUUUAAGGCCAUACGUGAGUGGUUAUCCAACUGUUUCAUUUAAACAGCAAAGGAAAACUUAUAUUUUAGAAUGCAUCAGGGCACAUGAUGGUCAUCGUGUUUCUAAGUCAUUUAAAACUAUACCCCAGCUGGAGGAGUUUAUACAUUCUGCUAAUUGUUAUGACUGGUUACAAAAGGAAGAGGAAUAUAGCACUCAAGUAAAUUUUCCCUUCCCAUAUAAUGUUGAUGCUCUGGUCACAAAACCAUCAAUAUCUUUUAUCAAACCAAAUAAAUUGAGACUUACUUGCAUUCCUAAAGUUGGAAAACCCAAAAUCAAAAUGUUUAAGUGUUCUCCAGCUGGCAGAGAAGAUGGCGCUGCAAUGGAAAAAAUUAAAAAGUUUUUAGGGGACUUCAUUAACUUUAGUUCAUGGUUGAAUGAUUGGAUUUUAAUUGAUGAAGUCAUGACCGGUAUAGAAACUCGUAGAUAUCUGGACCAUAUGCUCCAGUUUGAUUAUACACAGACAGUUUCAAUUAGUCCAGAGGUAAAACCUUACCUUAUUAUACACAGAGACCCUAAUUGUCCUUCAGUUUCUGUAGUUAGUAAUCCAAAUUGGGGCACAACUCAUAGGAGUGAUGAUACCUUCUCUCUAAGACCAGAUGCUCCAUCAGACCUUUUAAAUAAUUCUCAGCAGAUACUUCAUGUUACUUUCACUUGCUCAUCCAGAACCGAUUGCUGCAAGACCAAGUGUGGUGAAUUAUUAAACAAAGUUAGAAUUGAAAAUGGCAUAUUUUCAUGCUGUAAUGAGGUUGUCCCCUCAGAGAAAGAGUGUUUUCAUUGUAAGGCUCAAACUUCCAGUAAACAGUGGUACAAAUUUGAUGAUCAGCAAUUUCUUUGCAAAGUUUGCUAUAAUUAUUAUUCUCAGAAGAAAACUCAUAGGCCAUUAAUUGGUAUACCUACCACCAAGCCAUUUUAUGAACACAACCAGUGUCAGUUUAAAAUAAGACUUGAAUUAAAGCCUGACUUUAAUGGCUGGCUAGUAUAUAAACAUGUUAAUAAUGAUGAUGCCCAUGAAAAUGCCCAAGUGCUGGGCGUAAGAAGGUUUACGCUAACUGAACGUGAUUGUGUAGACAAAAUGAGGUCAUCAUCUAGUAAGAUUACAGCAAAGCAAUUGACUGUGUCAACUAUGAAUGAAAAUAGUAAUAUACAUCAACAUUCAAUUGGUCAAUAUCGGAGACGUUGUAAAACUGUAGAUUCCCAUCUUGUCAAUAAAGGUAUCCUGCAGUGUACUAGUGAAGAAAUACCUGAUGCUGUUAACAAUAUAUUAUCUUAUUCAGCAGAAUCUUGUAUGGAUACUGGUGAUGAACUUGAUCACAUACAAAUUGUACAUGAUGCAUCUUCUCAUGUGAGGUCAGUACCACCAGGUAGAAAAGCCAAAAAAAUUCCACGCACUGUAACUUUCAGACGAGAAGGUGGUCCCAUGAACUCAAACGAACUAAUUCCAACCCAGAAAACUACAGAGAGUGAAGUUUUUUAUAAUUUUGAAGGUGGAAUAAAAAACCAAACAUCAGCAGUACAGCUUCACUCUGCUGCCACAAGCUCUACACCACUGAUAUGUUUCAAAUGUGUUGAAACUGGGAAAGACAAACCAUAUUCUUGCCUACAAGAAUCUGAAUUACAAAGUCAUGUCACGAGAUGCCAUAAAGAAAAUGUGUUCUGUUGUCCACACUGUUAUAAAGAUAACCUAAUUGAGGGAUUCCCUAAUCUAAAAUCAUUGAGAAUUCAUAUUAAAAAUCGACACUGUGAAUACACUAACUUUAAGAAAAUUCAGCCUGUCACCAGUUGUGUGAAUACUCUUGCUGAUGAAAAUUUAGAAACAUCCAAGAAAAAGAGGAAAAUUGUGAGCAACUAAAUUAAGUCUACCUACAAAAUUGUUAAAUCAUGUGUUAAGACACCUUCCCAGUUGAUGAAGACACAAAAGACUACAGUACUGAGUUGAAAAGAAAACCCUUUUGUGUCCUUGAAUGUGAUCGAAAGAAAGUACAGUUGCGGCCAGAAAUUCGUAGUCCAUCCGAGGUGGAAGGUAUGGAGCCCAUCCCACCCUUACAGGACUGUGAGUCACUGUCCAGAUGACCCCAAAUAUGCAAGUGAUCAUCCCCUUCCAUGUAAAGGUGACUGCUGCUAGUACAGGUACUGAUGCCACUGGGUAUCUUAUAACUACAGUUAGCUAAAAGGGUAACAUACAAUGAAAUAUUUAUAUAUAUAUACAGUACUGUAUACAUAUUUAUACAGUAUAUAUACAAUAUACCUGAGUUAAUCCAUAAGUUCUCAAUUUGUUUCAUUGCUGUUCUUUUUUCAGCAGAUGUUUUUAUAAAAAGGAUUGAGUAAUUUUAAGUCUGUAAAUAUCUAUUAUCUUUGUUUACAAUUCACAGAGGAAAUUAUAUAUAUAUAUAUAUAUAUAUAUAUAUAUAUAUAUAUAUAUAUAUAUAUAUAUAUAUAUA